This is a messenger RNA of Aegilops tauschii subsp. strangulata, 957 nucleotides long. RefSeq lists its product as uncharacterized. The record is from RefSeq and is a predicted model, not a curated record. NCBI's taxonomy places the organism in Eukaryota, Viridiplantae, Streptophyta, Magnoliopsida, Poales, Poaceae.
AUGCUCCGGGAGGCACUCGCCUCGCUGGAACGCCACUGCUUCCUCAACACAUCCACAGGCGAGUGCGUCCAGGUUGACAUCCCGGAGCUCCAUGACCAUAAGUUGCUGGCCGUCACCCCCGAGGGCCUCCUUCUCCUGGUCCACCAACGCAACCACGUCCGCCUCCUCAACCCGCUCACCCGAAAACCCACAGAGCUGCCGCCGCUCACCACACUGCUGCCCUCCAAGUUCAAGGACAUGGGCAUACUUGAUGAGAGUAAUGAACUUCUCGACACCGAAUUCAUUGCGUGGGGCUCUGGUGUUGCCAGUGAUGGUUCCACAUUUGUGCUCUGCUUCAACAUGCUCGACCUGCUUGCCACGGCCAAGCCCGGCGAUGACCACUGGACGUCGGUAAAGAACAACGGUGAUGGGGCACUGGCAGCGUUAACGUUUGAGGGACGCUUCUACUGCGUUGACAACAAUGGCGUCAUGGUACUGAAAACUAGAGUAGAUCAGCCACCACGCCUGCAGGUGGCUGCCAAGAUGGAUAGCAUUUAUGCCAAGAUGGAAAACAUGGAUGACUCCCAAUUUGAGGAUAGUUUCCACCUUGUCGACAAUUGUGGGGAGCUGAUGCUGGUGCACCGUUGGGGUGGAGUGACAGCUGAGAAUAAUUCGUAUUGUUUGUAUGACCCGUAUCGAGUGGAUUUGGACAACGGCACACUAUUUCCGGUCAAGAGCUUGGGCGGUAGUACAGGGCGCGCGAUGUUCAUUGGCAUGCAUAGCUCUCUCUCGGUGUCUCUGGAUGUUUUCCCCUCUGGAUCCAUAAUCGCCGACACAAUCUACUUGAGCUUUGAUGAUGAUGGGACAAUCGUCCGUCUCAGGGCUAUUGAAUUUGCUUCUCAAGUGGGCUUCAGACGGAUCAUCAUCGAAACAGAUGCAUCUCUUCUCACCAAUGCACUUGGCAUGGUGUACCACUAG